Molecule: messenger RNA, 1204 nt
Organism: Lytechinus variegatus (green sea urchin)
Lineage: Eukaryota; Metazoa; Echinodermata; Echinoidea; Temnopleuroida; Toxopneustidae
Product: protein FAM133-like
Exons: 8
Coding region: 115-669 (184 amino acids)
Source: RefSeq, a predicted model, not a curated record
UCGCACGAGUGAGGACUCUCUUCAUCGUUACAGUCUUUAGAACAACGCUGUUAUCGUGACAAGUGAUUCGCACUCCAAUUUUACCGUCAGAAGAUCUCAAAUUAGACCAGUCCAAUGGGAAAGAGAGACACGAGAGUUGCAUUUGUAAACCCAAUAGCGGCAGCUAGAGCAGCAGGGCCAAGACCUCAAGCUGGACCAUCCAUCUCGGAGUAUUUGAGUCGCCCAAGACCUACUUGGGAAGAAUGGCAGGAAGAGCAGAAGAAAAGAGAAGCCAAAUCAAGCAGUCUGGCCUUCUGGGAAGACAAGAUGAAUGAGAAAUUCAGAGAAGACUUGAAGAAGAAUAGAGAGAAGCAGCUUGGAUCAUCGAGCACAAAGAAAAAGGAAAAGAAAUCAACAAAAAAGAAGAAGAAGAAACGAGAGAGGUCUCCAUCCUCGUCUUCAUCAUCUUAUGAAUCUUCUGAUAGUAGUGAUUCGGAGUCUGAAGGAGAAAAGAGGAAGAAGCGAAAGAAAAGCAAAGAGAAAAAGAGUAGAAAGCGAAGAUAUAGCAGCGAUGACAGUAGUGAUGAAGACAGAAUAUCAUCGAAAUCAAGAGAGAGGAAGAAGUCCAAACACAAGAAGCACCGAAAGUCGAAGAAAAGGAAAGAAAAAAGAUCGUAUCCGUCGGACUGAAUUUCUUUAUCACGUUGUGUGGUACUGCCUUUAUUUGUGAAUACAGUAUGUUAUUACCCUGCCAAAAUAUUUUGAUACAAAUGAAAUGGCAUGAAGAGGUACUUCUAGACAAUUAUAUAUAUAUAUACAAGUGUUAAAGAGAUGAAGGGUACCAAAGUGUGACGUCACAAAAACAAAUUUUGCAAUUACCCGUAAUUGUUUUGUACAUGUAUACUCCCGAGUAUGUUGGAAAACAUCCAAAUCCCAAAUUGGUAGGAAUAGGUUCAAAAUGGCACCAAGAUUACACCAAGUGAAUACCGAAUAGGCUCUACUGAAGUAGAUGUAUUAUUGGCCUUGUUAUAACCAUUUAGAUCCAGGCCAAUAUAACAUUGACUUUAGGACGUAAUCACUUUGGUAAUCGAUUCUUGGAAUCUUUAUUAAUAGCAGGUCACUGAAGAAUGUUUACAGUGUCCAUGCAGGAAAACUAAAUAUUUUGUGUGUAAUGAAUAGUCUCCAUGUGAUUGGCUUUGAGGGAGAUACCAUAUACCAUGUGAGU